Messenger RNA from Mitosporidium daphniae, 1404 nucleotides. Its product is annotated as eukaryotic peptide chain release factor subunit 1. The record is from RefSeq and is a predicted model, not a curated record. Gene Ontology annotation, biological process: cytoplasmic translational termination. Gene Ontology annotation, molecular function: translation release factor activity, codon specific; sequence-specific mRNA binding. The transcript has a single exon. NCBI's taxonomy places the organism in Eukaryota, Fungi, Microsporidia. Bases 1 to 1404 code for a protein of 467 amino acids. Gene Ontology annotation, cellular component: cytosol; translation release factor complex.
AUGUCAUCAUCCAUUCUUGGUGGGCCGUCCAGCUCUACAGGUGCUUCCUCCAGCAAUUCAUCUUCAAGUGCCUGCAUGGAUGAUUCAGACAGAAGCAUAGAAAUGUGGAAGAUCAAAAAACUAGUCAAGUCUCUUGAGGCUGCUCGAGGCAAUGGCACAUCCAUGAUAUCGUUAAUCAUCCCGCCUCGCGACCAGAUAUCAAGGAUUUCCAAAAUGCUGGCUGACGAGUUUGGAACGGCAUCGAAUAUCAAAAGCCGUGUCAACCGCCAGUCGGUUUUAUCCGCCAUCACCUCUACACAAAAUAGGCUGAAGCUCUAUAACAAGGUCCCGCAAAACGGGCUCGUCAUUUAUUGCGGCACCGUUCUAACUGAUGAGGGAAAGGAAAAGCUAGUAAACAUUGAUAUGGAGCCCUUUAAGCCAAUCAAUACCUCUCUGUAUCUUUGCGAUAACAAGUUCCACACCGAGGCCCUUUCAGAAUUAUUGGAGUCCGACAUGAAGUUUGGAUUCAUCAUUAUGGAUGGAAACGGAUCUCUUUUUGGAACCGUUUGUGGAAAUACUCGCGAAGUUCUUCACAAACUCUCCGUGGAUUUGCCAAAGAAGCACGGAAGGGGAGGCCAAUCUGCUCUUCGGUUUUCUCGGCUUCGAAUGGAAAAGCGGCAUAACUAUGUAAGAAAAGUGGCCGAGGUUGCUGUUCAAGUAUUUAUAACCAAUGACCGUGUCAACGUUGCUGGCCUUAUCCUUGCAGGAUCUGCUGAUUUUAAAACGGAGCUCAAGACAUCCGAUAUGUUUGACCAACGUCUUCAGGUUAAAGUAAUCAAAACCGUGGAUGUUUCAUAUGGCGGAGAAAAUGGCUUCAACCAGGCAAUUGAUUUGUGCCAGGAAGUGCUUCUAAAUGUCAAGUUUGUCCAAGAAAAGAAGCUUAUUCAAAAAUACUUUGACGAAAUUGCGCUCGAUACAAAUAGGUAUUGCUUCGGGGUUAACGAAACCUUGUUUGCUCUCGAUUCUGGUGCUGUUGAAACCCUUAUUGUGUGGGAAAAUCUCGACAUCAAUAGAUAUACUUUGAGAUCGCCAACCAAUGCUUCUCAGAUCAAAAUUGUCCAUCUUAACAAAGAGCAGGAAAAGGAUCGAAAGGUUUUUCAAGAACCAUCGUCCGGACUUGACUAUGAUGUUGUCGAAAAGGAAUCCCUUCUUGAAUGGCUUGCUACGCAUUUCAAAGAGUUUGGCGCCUCUCUCGAGUUUGUAACCGAUAAGAGUCAAGAAGGAUCUCAAUUUGUAAAAGGUUUUGGAGGAAUAGGUGCAAUCUUGAGAUAUCAACUGGAAGUGCCGUCCCUAGAAGAUUAUGGCCUAUUGGGGGGCGGAGAAGGCCACAAUUCCUACGACGACGAUGACGACUAUUACUAUUAA